AUGCAAACCAAUGAAAAUGCUCAUAUUGACUUUAUUUGCUCACUACGGACCGAGGGCGGUAGUUUCACUUACACUGGAAAUGCAGCUAUGAGUAAUGGUGUGAAUGGUCUAGGGGAACGUGGAGGUUACGGACAAGUUUGCUGCUUACUAGACAAUCACAUACGUUGCAGGAGAACUGCAGGGAAUGCAAGCUACUCUAAACGCAUACAAAAAACAGUACAACAAAGGAAGUUGAAAUUGAACAUUGACCAUUCAGCCAGGCAUAUAUACAUCUGUGACUACCACAAGAAUAUGAUUCAGAACGUUCGUCAAAAGCGUAAGCGUCGUGACAGCGAUGAUGAUAGCGCAUCACAUGACCAGUAUUAUGAUACCCCAGAGAUUGAUUUUUUCCAAAUGCCUGUCAACACGCUACGAAGGUACAAGCGUCACUAUAAGCUUCAGACUAGGCCAGGACUGAAUAAGGCACAGUUAGCAGAGACUGUUGCGAGACACUUUAAGACGAUUCAUGUAAAUGAAAAGGAGGCUUUAACCUUCUUCAUAUAUAUGGCAAAGAACUAUAAAAGUCGAUUUGAUCAGAAACACAUGGAAAACUCCAACAGCUAGUCCAAAAUGAAUAAAAGACAAGGACUGAAUAUUCCCCCAUCUUUAAUUGGAUGUAUAUGCCACAUCAUUACAGACAAUAUAUGGGAUGUGAUCACAUAGCAUAUUGGAUCAUUGUUCAUUUCUGACAGAACAUUGUGCCAAUCUGUAAUAGAAGAUAAUCUACAUGAACGUUUAUGCUUUAUACUUUUUAACACAUUUUUGUGGAAUCUACUUGUGUUUUCCCAAAGAAAACUAAAUAAUUUUUGGCCCUUACAGAUUCAUUUCUGUUCAAAAUCUUUGUUUUGAAAAGUAGAUCUUUGAACCAGGCCCUUUUCCUUCUCUAAAAUUUCAAAGAAACAUGAUUUAAAGAAAGCCUGUAAAAUUCUUAAAUAAAAAGGUAAGAAAAAAGUUUUGAUCGGGGAAAUGAAUGGAGUAAAAAUUGGUGAUGAGGUUCAAUGCCUUCAGUUAGGUUUUAUUUCUCAUUUGAAAACGUGGCUCCAAAGUGGUCAUAGUUGAAUUAAUUCCUCACUUCACUGAACUAGCAAUCAUAUUGCCCCUUAAGCCUUUUAGCUGCAAACUCCAAUAGUGUGU
Owenia fusiformis is the source of this 1173-nucleotide messenger RNA. The record is from the annotation of a GenBank genome assembly. Lineage: Eukaryota; Metazoa; Annelida; Polychaeta; Sabellida; Oweniidae.